Protopterus annectens (West African lungfish) is the source of this 8407-nucleotide messenger RNA. It is a transcript of the gene SOCS7, whose product is annotated as suppressor of cytokine signaling 7. Gene Ontology annotation, cellular component: phosphatidylinositol 3-kinase complex. The record is from RefSeq and is a predicted model, not a curated record. Gene Ontology annotation, molecular function: 1-phosphatidylinositol-3-kinase regulator activity. NCBI's taxonomy places the organism in Eukaryota, Metazoa, Chordata, Ceratodontiformes, Protopteridae. Gene Ontology annotation, biological process: intracellular signal transduction; phosphatidylinositol phosphate biosynthetic process. The transcript has 10 exons. Bases 475 to 2652 code for a protein of 725 amino acids.
GUCACCGGCGGCGAGAAACGAGAGGGAUGCAGACAACACGGACGGAGAAGAGCAAGAGCUGAGGCACAGCGGAGGAAUAACGAGUGAGCUACGGCAGGAGUGUGGGCGGUGAUUUGGACGUCCUGCAGAAUACGGACCGGUGGUUUAAUACCUCCGAGCGCUGUUCUCCGUUGGGGAUUUGUGCUUGGGGCUGCUGACGGAGCUGUCAUUUCGGGGGUAUCCCUGCUGUCAACUGCUUUACUGUGUAGAUCGCGAGCUUUUCGUAUUGUCAGCUUCUCUGCAUUGUGAUCACUCGGUCCCGGCUCAGUGGUGGGCUGGGCUCGGGGAUGGGGUUUCGGUGCUGAGUGCAAUGGCAGCGCUAGCGGGGCCACUGCUUCCGCCAGCAGGGCGGGACGGGGAGCCGCGAUCGGGCCGCUGCGCUGCGGCUGAGCUCGGCAGGCCGGCAGCCGGGAGGUGGUACUCGGUGGGGUCGGUAUGGAAGGUGCGGAAGCUAAGGUGGCGAACCAGUUAGAGCCCCUCACGGUGCCUGUGGUGCAAGAGGGGAAUGGUGAGGGCGCUGUGGCAGACAGAAGUGGCCUGGAGCCGGGCACAAAUUGGCAUCCACAAGAAGGCUCCGUGGUGCCCACCGUGGGAUUUGAAUUUCGCAGGGGUUGUGCUGGGCCCCAGCUCAUGGUAUUUGCAGGAAAUCUACUGCAAGAGACUGGAGGAGACAGUAAGAAACAAUGUCAUGAUAGACUGCCAGAUGGUGAGGAUGAACACAUGAAAUCAGUGACAACGAGAAAUGGACUGGAGUGCCCACAGUCCUCAGAACUGUGCCACCGCCACCGUUAUGCUGCAGCAAAUCUCAAGGACCUCCCUGCCCCAGGGCACGAAAGACUGGCCCUUGGUCAUCUUUUUGACGUAGGGUGGGUUCCUGGUGGUAGUGGCAUGGCUGACCCAGUCUUUGAUUUAGCUAGGAAGUUGGAAGAUUUGGAACUGGUGGGUCAGAAUGCCCGCAAGGGGUUACCUAAAGAUGUUGGUUGCCCGUGCCAAGGUGUUUUGGCAUCAUCUGGGACAUUGGAGGAUCCCACAGAAACUAGUGAUGCCCUUUUAGUUUUGGAAGGUCUGGAAUCUGAAGUAGAUAGUCUUGAAACCACCAGUUGCUCAGAGGAAGAUGUCAACAGUCCAUGUCGGGCAUUUUUAGCAAGUGGUUUGAAUGACCCCCAGAAAAUGAAUAACUUACCUGAUGGGCUAGCUGUUCAGAGGGCCAGCAGGGCAGUGCCUGGCUUCCCAGUAUACAGGGAUCCUCAGACUUGCUGUGUGUUGAGGGAUGCAGUAGACUGUGGUGAACACCUCAACAGCAGAACCACAGCAGGAAGUGACACAACCCACUGGACUGAUACAUUGCAGAACAGCUCAUCUGAGAUUCCACCACCUUUCCCUCUUAAUGAUUUUACAAAGGUUCGAGUCAGCCGAUGCGUCAGUUCGCCCAGCGCAAUGAGAGAUGGUGAAAGACUGUCCCACCAUGUGCCAGCCAGGUCCCGCAAAGGCUCCCUGAAGUUCCGUCUUAGCAAGCUGUUCAGAACAAAAAGCUGCAAUGGGUCAAAUGUCCCUGUGGAAAAAAGGCAGUCUGUGGAUUUAGCCAGCUCUGCAGGAAGUGUUACCGAGAUGGGAACAAUGAGCAACAAGGACAGAGACUUAGGAAGGAAACCGAGGCUUACAAGAACCCAAAGUGCCUUUUCUCCAGUCUCCUUCGCCCCUGUCUUCACAGGUGAGACAGUAUCGCUGGUGGACGUGGAUAUUUCCCAUCGUGGGGCCAACUCUCCUCAUCCGCCAACACCCCCUCCUCCCCCACGCCGCAGCCUCAGUCUCCUAGAUGAUAUUAGUGGGCCUCAGCCUGGAGCGGUGUUAGUGAGCCCCAUGGGAUUAUCCCUUCAGUCUCUUCCGUUGCCACCGCCACCACCACCCCACGCACCAAUCCAACACAGCCUCAGCCUGAAUGACACAUUUCCAAGAAUCUCACCACAGGGACGACAGAUGGACAGUCAGACUGUGCAGCCACAUUGUCCUGUUAACCGGAAGGAUGCUGGGAGCUUUGCUGAUAGCCUGCGAGAACUGGAGAAGUGUGGCUGGUACUGGGGUCCUAUGAACUGGGAAGAUGCUGAGAUGAAGCUGAAAGGAAAGCCAGAUGGGUCAUUCUUGGUCCGUGACAGCUCGGACCCCCGCUACAUUCUAAGUCUGAGUUUCCGAUCUCAGGGUAUUACUCACCAUACCCGUAUGGAACACUAUCGAGGAACCUUCAGUCUGUGGUGUCAUCCAAAGUUUGAAGACCGGUGUCACUCGGUGGUGGAGUUUAUCGACAGAGCCAUCAUGCAUUCCAAAAAUGGAAAGUUCCUCUACUUUUUGCGCUCUAGGGUUCCUGGUCUUCCACCAACACCUGUACAGCUUCUCUACCCUGUGUCCCGCUUCAGCAAUGUGAAGUCCCUCCAACAUCUGUGUCGUUUCCGAAUUCGACAGCUUGUGCGCAUAGACCAUAUAGAUGAACUCCCUCUUCCUAAGCCUCUCAUCUCUUACCUACGAAAGUUUUACUACUAUGAUCCAGAGGAAGAGAUCUACCCUUCAUCACAAGGGAACUGGUGGAAAAAGGAACCUGAGUCUGCGGCACAGACGUAACUCGCGCAAGACUUCCUGUGGUCUGUUUGACUGUUUUUGACUUCUCCCCUGGAUCAGGUGUUGAAUGAACAGAGGAGCACAGCUGCGACUAAGAGGAAGAGACAAGAGUGCGCUUUCCUCGUCUUUAUCUGAUUGCAGACUUUCUUUGUUGAUCCUCUGACCUGGACGUCUGCAAGAAUAGGCACCUCCCAGCACAUCAGAACUGUCCAUUUCCAGUCUGACAGAUUUUCCUGGAAACUCUCAGCUACCUUCCGCUUUUGAAACCAUUACAGCUACCUUCAACAUUUGAAACUGUUGUGGGAACUCUUACAUGUAUUUUCUGAUUUUUUUUUUUUUUUUUUUGUAAUAGCAAAUAUAUCCGCAUUAAAAAAGGACUGCAUUCUGGGUGGCAGGUAGUAGCAGCAUUAGCUCUCUAGAACGUUUUAGAACUUGACUGCCACCAAAAAAAAGACAGCAAAAACUGUUCAUCGUUUUAUUUGUGGUGGGUACGCUCACAAAAAGUAAAGUUCAACAAGCUUCCUGAGUGGAUGGUUCCUCAGAUGUUGGCUAAAUAACACCAGCUGGGGAAGAAGUGAGCAUAGUUCUAGUGAUUGAGGUUGGGGUAUGAUAAAUAUGCUGUGCUUCCUGAAAAGAUAUUUUUUAAUUAAUUGCUUGUCCAUCCAUAGGGUGUUAGGUUAAAGUAAAUUCAGGAUCCCUGAAUCCCCCCCAACGUUUAUGAUGUAUGGUUGAUAUCACACAUAUCUAGCAACUGUGGUUGGUACAAGAGAUAGCUUCAUGCGAUUAACACUGUCUGUUUUCUUCUUCCUGUUUUGUGGGUCGAUACAUACACAGUACUGAUGAUACAAGUGUAUGCAUUAUUGGUGGUUUGUUAACAAGCUAAAUGGUGCAAUACAUUGUCAAUAACUGAUUUGUGGCCAGUGAAAGCAGUUCAUUGCCAUAGUCUUGUGUAUGUGUGGGUAACCUGUGACAGGUGUGCUGUAAGGAAUAAUUGGGCUGUUACUGUUUGUGGAAUGCUGCUUUCUAGCAUCCGCACUGUCUGACAGUGUACCGCAUUACAUGCUGUCAGUCGUAUUUGCAGUAUUUGUCAUGCAGCCGUGUGCCUGGUCUUAAAUUUACUGUUGCAAACAGCACAUUUUUUGCUGUCAUAGCUGGCUGAAACAGUCGAUCUCUGGCGGAUGCGUGUUGACAGAAGUAAGCUAUUGAUUCUGAGGAAAGCAGCUGAACCUUUUAUUAGCUGGCCGUAUUCUGUAAUCGCCUUUGAUUUAAGGAAAUGCCAUCCCUGGCCAGAAACUGAGUUUUCAGAAACUGUAACUCUUCCUUUGUGCUUCUAAAUGCAUCAAUAACUGUGGCCUUUGUCAGGGUUGAAGGCACUUCAUUCUCUGACUCAGUGGUGCCACUUUCUGAUGUAGCUACCACCAGCAAUAGUAGCCUGAGUGAAUUGGGCCUACAGGCAGGCAAGUGUAUGGUUCUACAGAUGAGGAUAUCGGGUCUGGAGCAAAUACCAUGUCUCUUUUUAGGUAAGGAAUUGCACAAGACAAAGUAGGGUCAUUUUAUUUGGUCUGCAUGGUUUUGAGGUUGUUACACAUCUAAGUGUCGACUUGUUUUGUUUGGUUACUUUUGCAGAGGAAGUGUUUGCUCUGUUCAGGAUCACAGAAAAUCAUGCUGGGGCGGACUAGAAUUUUUUAUGUUUGUGGUAAGAACUUGGGAUUGUAUAGAAAAAGUUACUGGAGGGGAGAAAGGUUACAUUCCAUUUCAAUGACACAGGAUGAAUUAUGAAUUCCAAAACAUGCAGCCAUACGUAAAUCUGUAUUUGUGUUAUGGGGCAGCACAUGCAUGAGGAAAGAACAGAGCCUGUUGCCCAAUAACUUGAAGAAAAUGACCCUAAUUUGCAGGAAGGCCCAAGUAGGUAUACAUUAGGGGUUACCACAAAGUUAUAUACCCCUUUACGUAAAAAGCACAAUGUUGUCAUAUAGAAUAAUAUCUUGAACUUUUUGGAAAACAGAACACAGCUGUGUUGCUAAUGGCAGAUUAGGUACCAAAGUAGAAAGGGGAAACACAAAGGCCUGUGUAGUUUAAGGACUGUAGAACCAUUUGCGAUGAUCAGAAGAAAACAGAAAUGCCACUGGCUUGUCAUAAGGGCACCUUUAAAUCAUUUAUUUACUUCACAACGUGACAAAAAAACAUUUCUUAGCUUGCCACAUUGAUCUUUUUCCUAUGCAGUUAUAGUUUGGUAACCUUUUAUUGGAUUGGCAGGGAUGUGAUGGAAAGGAAUGCUUGAAGUUUCAGAGAUCUGUUUGCUAGGAACAAAUGAUCUCUUCUGCCAGAACUCAGUGGUUUUUAUUUUCUGAGCACAGACAUACUUGGUGGAGCUAAACCACUUCAUUUCUUUGGGUGAGAUGUGUGCCCCCCUGUAUGGAAGGAAGAGUAUGGAUGAUAUCUGAAAAAUGAUGUACAGUGAUUUUCUGAAAGGAUCCCAUGUACGAGUGCGGCAUCUGUUUAAGAAUCAAACUAGUGUGCUACUCAGAUGCUUUGGUUGCAAUGCCUUGUGAAGCUACAGUCCCUGCUGGUGUCAGUGAUGUGCACUUCCUUGUGGUAGGCCAAGCGCAGAUGACCUGUGGGUAUCCAGCAUGGACUGAACACAUGUAAACCUCGUCUUCUGACAGGGAAAUGUGUCCUCUGCAAUGUUCUGCUGUUGCAUUUUAAUGCGUUUGCAUUCUGCUUGCGAUAAAGGCUGAACUGGAACUGAGAACUACUGAUGAUCACUUGAACAGAAGCUCUUCUGUUUUUGCUAAAUAUUAAUUGCCUUGAUUACGGUUUACUAUGUCAUAGGAUGUAAAUGUCAUUUUUUGUUCAAGAAGCGUAGCAGCUUAAGAAUGUAUGUGUCGAACAGUACGUGUAGCCUGCUCAGACCCCUGCUCCCAGCUUCUCAUUUAGUAUGUUUGCUUCAGGUGUGCUUUUGAAAGAUUUGAGUACCACGGUUGAUAGACUGUUAGAUGUGUCUGACACUUUUGCAAAGAAAUCUACCAUUAGUUCACACCCCCGUACUGAUCAGUCUGAAGUUGUUAUUGCUUGAUGUUAAGUUUACCACAAGCCAUAUUUUACUUCAGUACAUAGGCAUUGAACAUUUGCUUCUGUUCGGUUUCCUGUGUUACUGAGGCUUACGAUGAUGGAUCUUGGUAUUAUAACCUGUCUUUGUUCUCUGCCCUCCUUAUAUUUGUCAAGUUUAUUUUUAUGAAGUUAACCACUGAUUAGUGGCUUUAGCACUGCAGCUAACAAGGUCUGAAAUUGUUGCAGUUUGUGAAAAACAGUCAACAUUUGUCAAAAGUCACAUUUAACUGAGACAUUCAGAGAAUGAUUGCAUGUAGUGUCUGACUUAAAUCCAUUUCUAACAUGUUUCAGUGGUUUUAUCAAUAACGCAGGUUUGGUAACACAAUUUACUCUGCGUCAUGGAAUCUACACUGUACUGCAAACAUACUUUUUGUAAGUUACAUUGUGUAGGUUUCUAGACCAUGUGUUUGCUGGGAAGACAUUAUGGUUUAUUUUUAAAAACAGAGACCGAAAAAUAAUUGGAUUAAAUUAAUGCAUUAAAAACUAAAUACAGAUCACCUCCUAGUAAUUCUUUCAAAACUGAAAACAGUGAACUGGUCUUUAAAAGAUUUUUCAGUUUUCAGAGUCAGCAUCAUGUAAUUCUAACAAAGCGUCUCAACUCUCUCCCCCACCGUGUGUGUGUGUGUGUGUGUGUGUGUGUGUGUGUGUGUGUGUGUGUGUGUGUGUCUGUGUGUGUGUCUGUGUGUCUGUGUGUCUGUGUGUCUGUGUGUGUGUGUGUCUCUCUCUGUGUCCGUGUGUGUGUGUCCGUGCGUGUGUAGCUAAUUAGCCGUUUGGUCAGAGGUAAGCAGUAACAUUAUAUGUCCAGAAGCAGGUUUCACUAAGUAUCAGUCUGUAGGAGAAUUAGUAUGAGAGAGGACCUACUUGAGAGAUCUUGCUUAACCAAUCAUGUUACUGUACAAGAUGUUUUUUACAACACUAGACGUACCAUGAUGGAAUUUUAGGUGAUAGCCUGCUUAGGUUCCCAAGUAUUGUGUCUUUUUCUCCCCCCCUGGUAAACAAUGAUUGUCAGUUGUAUCUUUGUUGUCCAGUAGCACGUUGGUUGUAGGACACCCGCUAUUUGUUUAAGUAUCUGAUAAAAGAUCGAAGCUGCUGGAGAUAUAACUAGACAUAUUGUUUUACAGUAAUUCACUUAUCUUGAAUGAUGACCCAGGUAUGCACUCUUGGGGCACACGAGCAGUGGAUAGCUGUUUUCUUUAUUCUGUCCCUUCCAAAAUGCAGUUUGUAAGGAAUUUCAAUAAUUAUGAUGUUUAUAUUUAGUCACACCAAGCUUUUCAGAAUUACUGAGCUUGCUGUAACAUUCCAAGGGAAGUGUUGGAUCCAAGUUGAAUACUAUUUGAACCAUUUGCUCUUGAGCCCAGGAUCUGUGUGCUCCUGAGACUUGUUCACUAAGUGUUAUCCCCUUGUAAUAAAACCACCUUGUUGCUGAUGCAGUAGAACCAAGUCCCCACUUUUUAAUUUUAUUUAAUUAAGGAUGGCAUUUCUUUUUAUGAAAUGAGGGAUGCUGUCUAUUAGGACUGAUAGUGCUGCAGUAGCGCUGUCACCUCACAGUAAGACGCUGUCCGGUUCGACUCUCAGCUAGAGCGUCUUCUGCGUGGAGACAUGCGUGAAUGGGCAUACCUUUGUUGAAGGUUGUGCGUUAGGGCUGGCAACUCAGCACGUAAAAAUCAACUGCCAAUCAUUAGCGGACUGGAGUUCUGUGGCGACCCCUAACCGGGAAAAACCUAAAGAACACACACAGUGACUGGGAAGCAUGUCUAAGGUUAAAAAGGCCCCGUGGGGUCGUUAACCAAAUAGUCACCUAUGAACGUAUAGACAGUUUUCUGUUUCAUUUACAACUAUCCUGGAGUAUUAUUUGUUGUAUAGACUUACUACUGCAGAAGUUUGAUGAUGUAAGUAUAUUCCUUUGUCGUUAGUGGCAGUCUGGCAUGAUCGUUAUGAAUUUAUUCUGUAUGGUUUCUAAACAGCAGCUGCUAACCUAAGAGAACUUUUAUUCAUCCCACGUUGUGUUUUCCCUCUGUACAUGAUGAUCUCUGCGCUGUCACAUGUAAAUGCAGAACAGUAACUUUCUUCCAUUUGGUGGCAUUCAUGUGCUUUCUAGCUUCGAAAGUGCACGCAACAUUGAGUUUGUAUGAAAUCUCAUGGUGUUUUUUUCCCCUUGGAAUUUGUUUUCUUGAACUCUUAACAUCUUGUGACCCCCUUAUAUUUGAGUUUGGCUCCAGAAAUGCUACAUACCAAGGAAAGUGUAUCCCUACCUUACUUCCCUUCUGUUGACUCUCUGAGUUUGUAAGCUUUGUUUUUUCAUCAUUCAUAUUCUGUUUAUCGUAGUUCACUGUAGCACCCAGACAUCUUAACUGUUGCUAUUUUGGGGGAGUGUACCUAUUUUCACGCCUGUUUCACCCCUGCACAGGAUGUACUUAUUUUCGGAGGUGUGUACCUAUAGUCAGACUUGAUUUACCCCUUCACGCAAUUUUUUUGAAUCCCUCCCAUCAGACAUGAUUUUUGAAGCUAAUAUACAGAAAACUACACUACAUGACAUACAUACUAAUGGCACGCAUCUUGCAUCUCUCUUUAUAAGAAUUAAAAAUAAAUGACCUUGUGUAGUAGAAUUUUGCAGUGCAGUUCAAUAAAGGCUACAGAUUUUACACUC